AUGGCCCAGCUAUACUACAAAAAGGUCAACUUCUCCCCGUACCGAGACCGGAUCCCACUGCAGAUCGUGCGAGCGGAGGCUGAGCUCUCGUCGGAAGAGAAAGCCUACCUCAGUGCUGUGGAGAAGGGGGACUAUGCCAGCGUGAAACAUGCCCUGCAGGAGGCAGAGAUCUACUACAACAUCAACAUCAACUGCAUGGAUCCUCUGGGGCGCAGCGCCCUCCUGAUAGCCAUAGAGAACGAGAACCUGGAGAUCAUGGAGCUGCUGCUGAGCCACAGCGUCUACGUGGGGGACGCUCUGCUCUACGCCAUACGGAAGGAGGUGGUGGGAGCUGUGGAGCUGCUGCUCAAUUACAGGAAGCCCAGUGGUGAAAAACAGGUUCCAACACUGAUGAUGGACACCCAGUUUUCAGAGUUCACCCCAGACAUCACCCCCAUCAUGCUGGCGGCUCACACCAACAACUACGAGAUCAUCAAGCUGCUGGUCCAAAGACGGGUGACGAUCCCACGGCCGCACCAGAUCCGGUGCAACUGUGUGGAGUGUGUCUCCAGCUCCGAGGUGGACAGCCUGAGGCACUCCAGGUCGAGGCUGAACAUCUACAAAGCCUUAGCCAGCCCUUCGUUGAUUGCCUUAUCGAGCGAGGAUCCCAUCCUGACCGCCUUCCGCCUGGGCUGGGAGCUGAAGGAGCUGAGCAAGGUGGAAAACGAGUUCAAGGCUGAGUAUGAAGAGCUGUCACAGCAGUGCAAGCGUUUUGCUAAGGACCUUUUGGACCAAGCCCGGAGCUCCCGGGAGCUGGAGAUCAUCCUCAACCACAGGGAUGAUCAGAGCGAGGAGCUGGACCCCCAGAAGUGUCACGAUUUGGCAAAGCUAAAGGUAGCAAUAAAGUAUCACCAGAAAGAGUUUGUUGCUCAGCCAAACUGCCAGCAGCUGCUAGCAACGCUGUGGUACGACGGCUUUCCAGGAUGGAGGAGGAAACACUGGGCAGUGAAACUCCUGACCUGUGUCACCAUUGGACUGCUGUUCCCCGUGCUAUCCGUGGCAUACCUGAUUGCACCCAAGAGCAGGCUGGGACUGUUCAUUAAAAAGCCAUUUAUCAAGUUUAUCUGCCACACUGGCUCCUACCUGACCUUCCUGUUCAUGCUCCUGCUGGCGUCGCAGCACAUCGUCAGGACUGACCUCCACAUGCAGGGGCCACCUCCCACCAUCGUGGAGUGGAUGAUCCUGCCCUGGGUUCUAGGUUUCAUCUGGGGAGAAAUCAAGGAAAUGUGGGAUGGUGGAUUCAAUGAGUACGUGCAUGACUGGUGGAAUCUGAUGGAUUUUGCAAUGAACUCCCUCUAUCUUGCAACUAUCUCCCUUAAAAUUGUUGCCUAUGUCAAGUACAACGGCUCUCGCCCGCGGGAGGAGUGGGAGAUGUGGCACCCGACCCUGAUUGCAGAAGCCCUCUUUGCAAUAUCCAACAUCCUCAGCUCCCUGCGCCUCAUCUCCCUGUUUACAGCCAACUCACACCUGGGACCCCUGCAGAUUUCUCUGGGACGCAUGCUGCUAGACAUCCUCAAAUUCCUUUUUAUCUACUGCCUGGUGCUGCUGGCUUUUGCCAAUGGACUGAACCAGCUUUAUUUUUAUUAUGAGACCAGUGCCUCGGAGGAACCCAACAACUGCAAGGGGAUCCGAUGUGAGAAACAGAACAAUGCCUUCUCCACGCUUUUCGAGACCCUCCAGUCACUCUUCUGGUCUGUGUUUGGGCUGCUGAAUCUCUAUGUCACCAACGUGAAAGCCAGGCACGAGUUCACAGAGUUUGUUGGGGCCACGAUGUUCGGGACCUACAACGUCAUCUCCCUCGUUGUGCUGCUGAACAUGCUCAUAGCCAUGAUGAACAACUCCUACCAGCUCAUUGCUGACCACGCGGACAUCGAGUGGAAGUUUGCGCGCACGAAGCUCUGGAUGAGUUACUUCGACGAGGGCGCCACUCUGCCCCCUCCUUUUAACAUUGUCCCCAGCCCCAAGUCGUUCUGGUACCUUUGCAAGUGGAUCCACAACCAGCUGUGCCCAGGAGAUGACUCUGACAACGAGCAGAAGAGGCACGAAAACCUCAAAACAUUCACAGAACGUCACGCUGACAACCUGAUUCAGAAUCAACAUUACCAGGAAGUGAUAAGAAAUCUUGUGAAAAGAUACGUCGCUGCAAUGAUAAGAACUUCCAAAACCAACGAAGGUUUAACUGAAGAAAACUUCAAGGAACUAAAACAGGACAUCUCGAGCUUUCGCUAUGAAGUUCUUGACCUCUUAGGCAACAGGAAGCCCCAGAGGAGGAGUUACUCUACCAGCAGCACGGAGGUGUCCCAAAAGGAGGAGACAAACGAGGACAAUGCUGGAGAAAAGCCCAGAGCCAAGAGCGUGUCCUUCAAUGUAGCCAACAAGAAGAAGGACUUCAACGUGUCUGCCCUGAUUAAAACCAUGUCUGGGAUCAACAUGGUGGAGGAGAGGCCGAAAAGCAACGGGAUCAGCAAGCGCUCCUUUGUGCGCAACGGGAACAGGGUUCAGAGGCUCUCCAGCUCCAAGAAGGAAUCCUUCAAGAGGCUGGGGCUGCUCUUCUCCAAGAUGAACGGCCACGUCCCCGAGCCCAGCUCAGAACCCAUGUACACCAUUUCAGACGGGAUCAUCCAGCCACACUACAUGUGGAAAGACAUUAAAUAUUCUCCCAUGGACAGAGAGAGGGAAGAGAAUUGUUCCAAAAGUGAAAUUAACCUCAAUGAGGUGGCCUACAGUGGGAACACGAGACUCACGGGACAGAGCAAGGAGUGCCCUGUGGUUUGUACCAGUUCCCUUCACUGUGCUUCCAGUAUUUGUUCCUCUAACUCCAAACUUAUAGACUCGUCAGAGGAUGUGUUUGAUUCCUGGGGAGAGGCCUGUGACUUGUUUAUAAACCAGUGGAAAGAUGGGCAGGAGGAUCAUGUUACCACUCGGCUCUGAGCAAAGCUCUCUUAACUCUCACUGCAAAACUCAGCCAAGUAUUGGUAAUUGUUUGCUCUCAUCUGGUUCAGCAUCACUGUUUCCUUUCUGUCCACAGGUGAAAAAAAAAGUGUAAGCCUACUUAUGUUAUAGCCUAUUUUAUAGCCAUCUGCACCUUUUUUAGUUAACUUUUUUUUACACUCACGAAUGCUAAACGAAUGGUUUCACCAUUUAUGAGGUUGCCAUAAACCACAGGAAUCCCUUUGGAUGCAGUGUUA
Molecule: messenger RNA, 3227 nt
Organism: Serinus canaria (Common canary)
Lineage: Eukaryota; Metazoa; Chordata; Aves; Passeriformes; Fringillidae
Gene: TRPC5
Product: transient receptor potential cation channel subfamily C member 5
Exons: 10
Coding region: 1-2970 (989 amino acids)
Biological process (GO): regulation of cytosolic calcium ion concentration; calcium ion transmembrane transport; manganese ion transport
Cellular component (GO): cation channel complex; membrane
Molecular function (GO): store-operated calcium channel activity; protein binding; inositol 1,4,5 trisphosphate binding
Source: RefSeq, a predicted model, not a curated record